Gossypium raimondii (Peruvian cotton) is the source of this 2052-nucleotide messenger RNA. RefSeq lists its product as uncharacterized. NCBI's taxonomy places the organism in Eukaryota, Viridiplantae, Streptophyta, Magnoliopsida, Malvales, Malvaceae. Gene Ontology annotation, molecular function: nucleic acid binding; RNA-DNA hybrid ribonuclease activity. The transcript has 5 exons. Bases 1 to 2052 code for a protein of 683 amino acids. The record is from RefSeq and is a predicted model, not a curated record.
AUGGUUGUGGGUCGUUACAAUCGCAAUCGGAUGCUUGGGUUGGAAGAUGAUUCUAGCCAGUGGGUUACGGGUACAAAGGAUAUGAUGAGAGUUGCUGUGAAAUAUUUUGAAAACCUUUUUACAGCCUCUGACUUGGGAGGUGAUGAUAGGGUGAUUGGCCUUGUUGAAAAAAGGAUCUCUAGGAAUAUGAAUGAAAAGCUCCUUCAAAAGUUCACAAAAGAUGAUACUUGGCUAGCAGUCAAGUCAAUGGCGCCAUUGAAGGCCCCAGGAUCUUAUGGCUUCUGCAUUGAUGAAGCUCAAGGUGCUUUUAUUCUUGGCAGGCAAAUUUCGGAUAAUACCCUUAUAGCCUAUGAGGUUAUUCACUUCCUCAAAAUGAAGAAGAAGGGUAAACAUGGGAAUUUUGCACUUAAGCUUGAUCUUAGCAAAGCUUAUGAUCGGGUGGAAAGGGAUUUUUUGGCCAGAAUAUUGUCCAGAUUGGGCUUCCAUCAAGACUGUUUUGGUGACACAUCGGCUGAGGGUGUUUGCUCUGUCCGUAAUAUCUUAAAGGACUAUGAGUUGGUCUUAGGGCAAAAAAUUAACUUGGGAAAGUCAUUAAUCUAUUUUGGUGCGAAUGUGGGGGAGGCGAUCCGUUCUUCGAUCAUUGACAUUAUGGGUGUUAAAAGGGAAACGAACCCUGAAAAGUAUUUGAGUCUGCCAAUGAUGGUUGGGAGGAAGAAGAGAUGGGCCUUUUCAAAUUUUGCGGAUCAUUUUAGGAAGCGCAUUGCGGGGUGGAGUUUUAGGUAUCUUUCGAUGGGCGGAAAAGAAGUGUUUAUUAAGGUAGUUCUUCAAGCUCUUCCGAUCUAUAUUAUGCAAUGUUUUGCAUUACUUAAAACCUUUUGUCAUCAACUUGAAGGAAUAUUGAAUAAGUUUUGGUGGGCUAAUAAUAAGACAUCUAAAGGAAUCCACUGGAGUACGUGGAGUGCGCUUUGUUUACCGAAGGUUUAUGGUGGGAUGGGUUUCCGUGACCUUUGUUUGUUUAACAAAGCCCUUUUAGCCAAGCAAAAUGAUCCCUGGAUACGGGGUCCUGGAAAUGGUCGUCUGUUAGUUCAUUCUAUGGAUAUUAACUGGACCAUUGUGGAUCAAUUUUUAAAUGAUGAGUCUGAUACCUGGAAAAAGGAGGUGAUUUAUAGACUGUUUGAUGAUAAGCAAGCUCGGUGUAUCCUCAACAUCCCACUUGCUGGGAGUGGGUCUUCAGAUAUGCUCGUUUGGUGGCAUGAUGCAUCCGGGGAAUACUCAGUGAAGAGUGGAUAUAGGUCUUUGCUUACAAAUGUGAUUCAACAAACAGUUACAACUGGUCAUACUAUUGAGAAUUACAAAAACAUUUUUACAUCAAUUUGGGAUCUCCAGAUCCCUGCCAAGAUGAAAAUUCAUCUUUGGAGCCUCUUUAAGAACUAUGUGCCUCAUUUUUUGAAUUUGGUUCAAAGGAGACUACAUGUUGAUUCUAGCUAUGUCCAAGAUUCAAGUUUCUAUAAAACUAAAGGUCUGUCCCGUGUUACGAAAAGGAAUGUUUUGUGGAGACCUCCUAAGUCUGGGGUUAUCAAGCUAAAUUUUGAUGCCUCUUUUGCGAGUAACACUAAUUUCUUUAUCUCAGCUGUGUUAGCCAGGGAUUCCGUGGGUCAGAUUAUGGGUGCAUGUUCUUACCCGUUGUUGGAUGUAGCAAACACUUUUGUGGCUGAGGCGAGAGCUUGUGAGAAGGCUCUUUGUUUUGCUUUGGAUAUGGGUUUUAGGAAGGUUGUCCUGGAGGGCGAUUCUCUUAAAGUUAUCAAGAAAUUAAACUCAAAUAUUGUUGAUAGAUUUGUUCUCAGUCCUAUUUCUCAACACAUUCAGGUUUUAGCUGGAUCUUUUGAAGAGGUUACUUACCUUUUUGUUCCCAGGGAGGCAAAUAAGGCAGCUCAUGAGUUGGCGAUGGUUGGUCGGAAUCGGAAAUUGCCAUGCUUCUGGGUUGAAGAGGCACCCUUAUCUGUUAUUGAGGCGGUGGAGUCAGAUCGCUAUGAGUGGUUUCAUCGUUGCUAA